AUGGAGGGGAGAAACGCUCUCUACUUCCUCGUCGUGCUCACCCUUGUAGCAGCAAGCCCUGCUCUUGCAGCCGAGAGAUGCGAGCAAGAGCAAUUCUUCUCCCUGAUAUGCAUGGACUGGCUCUGCGCGCAGGAGUGCGCCAGCCAGAACCCGGACAUGAGGGUCAAGGCGGCCUACUGCACCGCCAAGGGGAUCAAGCGCUAUUGCCACUGUACCAUGUGUUAUAAGUAA
Messenger RNA from Triticum turgidum subsp. durum (durum wheat), 231 nucleotides. Lineage: Eukaryota; Viridiplantae; Streptophyta; Magnoliopsida; Poales; Poaceae. The record is from the annotation of a GenBank genome assembly.